Linderina pennispora is the source of this 615-nucleotide messenger RNA. RefSeq names its product SET domain-containing protein. Lineage: Eukaryota; Fungi; Kickxellomycota; Kickxellomycetes; Kickxellales; Kickxellaceae. The coding region runs from base 1 to 615 and encodes 204 amino acids. The transcript has a single exon. The record is from RefSeq and is a predicted model, not a curated record. Gene Ontology annotation, cellular component: Set1C/COMPASS complex. Gene Ontology annotation, molecular function: protein binding; histone H3K4 methyltransferase activity.
AUGUCGAAUGUCAGCGACGCGAGCCUAUUCUACUCGCUGUCGCAUGCGGCGGCCGGGUCGUCAUCGUCGCGGACGCAUCGGGCAGCCAACCGCAAGCUGCGGGCAGAGUUCAGCCUGGGCGGCAGCAGCAACAGCCACGGCGGCGGCGACGGCUCGGAUCUGCUGCGGUUCAACCAGCUUGAGUCGCGGACGAAGAAGCUGCGGUUCUCCAAGAGUGCAAUUCACGACUGGGGGUUGUUUGCAAGCGAGCCGAUAUACCAGGGCGAGUUUGUGAUCGAGUACAUUGGCGAGCGGUUCCGCGGGGCAUUGGAGGAUAUCCGCGAGGCACAGUAUGAGUACGAGGGCAUUGGCAGCAGCUACCUGUUCCGGAUCGACAGCGAGACGGUGCUGGAUGCGACCAAGUGCGGCAACGUUGCCCGGUUCAUCAACCACAGCUGCGACCCCAACUGCUUUGCCAAGACCAUCGUGGCAGAUGGCACCAAGCGCAUCGUCAUUUAUGCAAGCCAAGACAUUAACGUUGGAGAAGAAGUAACGUACGACUACAAGUUCCCGCCAGAGGACAUCAAGAUCCCGUGCCUGUGUGGAUCGGUCAACUGCCGUGGCUACCUGAACUAG